Messenger RNA from Babesia ovata, 1371 nucleotides. Its product is annotated as FHA domain-containing protein. Bases 1 to 1371 code for a protein of 456 amino acids. The transcript has a single exon. The record is from RefSeq and is a predicted model, not a curated record. Gene Ontology annotation, molecular function: zinc ion binding; protein binding. NCBI's taxonomy places the organism in Eukaryota, Apicomplexa, Aconoidasida, Piroplasmida, Babesiidae.
AUGUACCAGCCGGAAACGGCCGAACUGCUGGACUUCGAAAAAAACGCCGUCGCAGAGGAUGCCAUCACCCUCAAGCCUCCGCCGCACGAAGCCAACGGUGCAGCCACAUCUGAUGAUGGAGAUUGUCGGCCGUAUGGGUUCCACAUCGUUCAAAACGGGCAGAAAAUACAUGCUAUCGCAGAACUCGAUAAGGUUGCGGAAUACCUUAAAACCUACCCACUCGCCCUAGUGCUCGCUAAGGUCGUGUGGAGGGAUAAGGGCUGCUUCAUCUGCAAACCGGACAUCGUAAACGAUCAGGCGCAUACAGGCACGUGUCACAGGAUCAUCAACUCGCACCUAUAUCGCAAGGCAUUUGGUUGCAAGGCGGCAAACAGGCGCGUAGCUCAUGCAUUAAAGGAAGGGGACAGGAUAAAGCUCGGAAGGGCAACUCUGAUCGUGCGCCACCUUGCGCGCAAGCCUGCAAAUUCGCUUUCAUACAUCCAUAACUUCAUGACGCAGACUGCCACGGAGGCCAGGCAGCCCGACUCCGACGUGGAGAUUGCGAACGAGACUUCAACGCCAGUAAAUGCGGUAGAACGUGCGCCAGUGACCGAUCUUAUCGUGGAGGCUCUACAUCGUACAAUAUCGAACGUCUCGACUGUGAUCGGGCACGAUUCAGCCAUGAACACGCAGCGGUCAGACACCAUGUCACCAGUCUCGAAGGAUGCGCCUAUUGAGAUAAUACGUGAAACGGAUCAAAACAUGUGCCGCAUAUGUCUGGAGGGAGAGGAAUCGGGCACACUGGUAGUGCCCUGCAAGUGCAAUGGCUCUAUGAAAUACGUGCACCUCGCGUGCGUGCGCACCUGGGUACAAGGGCGGCUCAACGUAAAGGACGAGAUGGGGAAACCGCAGCUCGCCUUCUUCCUCAAGAAUUUGAAGUGCGAACUGUGCGGAGUACCGUACCCAUCCUAUGUUGAUGUCGAUAGCGUAUGGACGGAGUUCCUCGGGAUUGAGGAACCCGUGCCUCCAUACGCCAUCCUGGAGCCAGAAAACGCGAGCAACACGGGACUACAUGUAGCAAGCCUAGCGGCGGCGCCCGUAAGCAUUGGGAGGAACGGCUCUUCGGACGUUGUGUUGCCAGACAUAUCCGUCUCACGGUGCCAUGCAACGAUGCACUACCGAGAGGGGCACUUCGUCAUCGAAGAUAAAGACAGCAAAUUCGGCACUCUGAUACAAAUGGCGGACGAGUACGAAAUACGCGUGGAGAGGGGCGUCCCCAUCGCGCUUAAAAUAGGCACCGAUGUGCUCUGCAUCGAAGCCAAAACAAAACGCAGCUUCGCCGAGCUGUGUUGCGUAGAUUACAGUCGCAACGCUGUCCGGAUAGUGAUUUGA